CUUUGUGCUGGGGCAGCUAACGGCAGCCGCAGUCGCCGCCGCUCCCCGCCUGGACAGCGUGCCCGUGCCCGCCCGCUGCUUCUUUCUCUCUCUUCCCCACCCCCCUCCUUCCUAUUCCCCCUCCCCUCGCCCCUGCCGCCGCCACCCCUCUCGCCGCUUCCCCCCCUCCUCCCCUUGCCCUCCCGCUCGCCAUGUCGCUGGGAGCCGGCCCUGAGGCGGGUUUCUCUAGCGAAGAGCUGCUGACCCUGCGCUUCCCCCUGCACCGCGCCUGCCGCGAUGGGGACUUGCCCGCCUUGUGCGCGCUGCUCCAGAGCUCUCCCCGCUCCGACUUGGCCGCCGAGGACUCCUUCUACGGCUGGACGCCCAUCCAUUGGGCCGCGCACUUCGGCAAGCUGGAGUGCCUAAUGCAAUUAGUAAGAGCUGGAGCUUCUGUAAAUGCCAGUACAACACGUUUUGCUCAAACACCAGCCCACAUUGCUGCUUUUGGAGGACAUCCACAGUGCCUGAAUUGGUUGAUUCAAGUGGGGGCCAACAUAAACAAACAGGAUUAUGUUGGUGAAACUCCUAUUCAUAAAGCAGCACGAUCUGGUAGUAUGGAUUCCAUAAGUGCCCUUGUGGCUCAUGGUGCGCAAAUAGAGUUUAUGUACUGCAAAAAACAUUCAGAAAAUCUCACAAACUUUUGCAACUUACAGCAUGGACAAAAUGGAUGCAGUUUUCACCUAGAAAUCUUGAGAAAUGCCAGUGGCCUGACAGCAGCAGACCUUGCACAUACCCAGGGCUUCCAAGAAUGUGCCCAGUUUCUCUUGAACCUCCAGAACUGUCACCUGAAUCGUUUCUAUAGCAAUGGCACCUUAAAUGGGGUUAAUCAAAAUGCAGGUCCCAAUCCGUUCAGUGGUGGGACAAGUCGAAAGAGAUCCUUUGAAGACAUGGAGUCUGCUGGAGUAAAGAAGGCUAGAACGGAAGCCUACAGCUUUGAUGGCUUAAUACCAAUGAUGAACGGAGGAGUUGAGGACGAUUCUGACAAUAUGCACGUUGAUAGAGAGUUUGCUGUUGUAUCAGGUGUAUUUCUUAAUGCAGAUAUGAAUAGCAGUAGCUCCAUAUUGAAUGCCCUGACUAAUGGAUGUGCCAUCAAUGGGCAUUUGGAUUUCACCGCCGCGCAGCAGCUCAACAGCAGGAUGGACGCCCGGCGCGAGGAGUGUUUAACGUUAACGCCUAACGGGAUAAUCCCCGGCAUAACUUCUCCCAGCAGGCACCGAAUUCACGCCAGUAACGGCACCGAGGAACCAGAAAAAGCCAUGAAUAAUUCCACCGACAUGUGUGGGUCUCUCCACCUGAACGGCAGCCCGAGCAGCUGCGUUUCUAACCGGCCCUCGUGGGUGGAAGACCCUGGAGAUACUUUGCACUAUGGACACUACCACGGGUUUGGGGACACCGCCGAGAGCAUCCCCGAGCUUAGUAGUGUUGUUGAGCAUUCCAACUCUGUCAAGGUGGAACAGAGGUACGACAACACUGUCCUAGGCACAAUGUAUUUGUAUCACGGUUCCUAGGUGAAUGACCUUUGUGUCAAGCGUGUACCGAAAUUGCUACCAAAUGAAACGGGGGUGGGGGGGAUGGAAUCCCCGCAAUAGCAUUAAAUUUGAAGAUUGCAACUUAUGGCUAUUUUUACACUUUGUUUAUAUGAAAAAGUAAACCUUUAAUUUGACAGCCUUAUGCAAUAGUUGUAGUUCGUUGCAUGUAUGGGGCUUAUUUAGUGAUAAAGUAGGUGCUGUUAUGAUGGAAUGUUGAUUUUUUUCCUGUUUUUUAUUAUGGAAUGUUCUGGUUUUGUAUUUUUUUAUUUCUAAGCUUGUGAACACUAUCUAUCCCUUUUUAGAGCUGUUUUCCCUUUUAUUAAUACACUGUUUAACUGAAUUUUGUGAAGAAAAUGUUACGUAUGUGCAUCACUUAGAAGUGAAGAUGUUUCCUUUCCAUAUCUUCUGCUGAAGCUAUGGUAGCAAUAUCAAUGCCAGCUAUCACUAUGCAAGGUUGAAAGUGGCAAUCUUCUGGAGCUUCUCUGACUCUAUAGUUUGUACCGUUUGUUUGCUGCAAUUAGAUGUUCAUCUUUCCAGUUUUUGAACAAGCUGUUUUAAAAAAGCGCAGAGACAAAAUUGGACGGAGUUACCGUUUUCACUUUCUGUGGCGUGGAAGUGCUUUUUCCUUGUCGUUGGGCUCUUUGCAUUGUAGGGUGGGAAACUGGGCUGCCUUUGUUCGGUCGCCGUGGGGUGUUGCCUCAGGUUAGCUCCGAGUUUGUGACGGUUUUCUUUGGCUUCUCUCCUUUCUAUGUACGCUUGAUAUUUUACCAUAGCUCACGGACCGGAGGCAUGUUGGCACUGUUCUGCUUUGUACGCAGUUAAAAAUUGCUGUUACUUGUUAGAGAAUUUGCCGAGUCAAAAUAUUUGAGUUUGACUGUCUUGGAUAUACAUUUAUUGUCCUGUUAUUUUUUUUCAACAUAUGCUUCGAAAAUGUAACGUUGUGUAGCCUUUGGGCUAUGCUCACGGGAAAUACAUUGUAUUUAAAGCUUAAUACACAAGUCAAAAAAUUCAUAUAAGUGCACUAUAUGAGCACUAAUAAUAUAAGUUGCUGCUUUGUGUUACAAUAAGUGAAGAGUGGGGAAGAAUAUGGUAAAUGAGAUAAGCCCUCUGAAUUGUGUUGGUUUUUUUGUUCUUGUUUUGUUUAAAAAGGGACCUUUCCAAAUUGGAUUAAAAAAAAUAAUAAAGAAACGUAUUACAUUGUAUCUAAA
Columba livia (rock pigeon) is the source of this 2776-nucleotide messenger RNA. RefSeq names its product ankyrin repeat domain 10 (gene ANKRD10). The coding region runs from base 192 to 1547 and encodes 451 amino acids. The record is from RefSeq and is a predicted model, not a curated record. Lineage: Eukaryota; Metazoa; Chordata; Aves; Columbiformes; Columbidae. The transcript has 7 exons. Gene Ontology annotation, molecular function: protein binding.